Messenger RNA from Mesorhabditis spiculigera, 1287 nucleotides. The record is from the annotation of a GenBank genome assembly. Lineage: Eukaryota; Metazoa; Nematoda; Chromadorea; Rhabditida; Rhabditidae.
AUGCGACGAGGCGACCACAUCAUUUCUACCGUAACGCUGCUGCUGCUCUGCUGUUUCGCAGGAUUUAGCCAUGCUGACGACAGUAUCCUCCGCAUCGAGGAGCGGCUGACGACCGACCGCGAAUUUUAUGAGAAUUGGAUGCACCUCGUCGGGCUUCAGGCCCAAGAGCUCGAAGAGCAAACGGCCGACUUUCCGAUUGACGCCAAUGAAAUCUACCGUAACCUGACGAAAUGCCGGCGCGUCGCCGCCCAGUAUGCAGAUCAUGUUGAUUACGUUAGGCCCGAAGACAUUGCCAUUUACGCCGAGAUCGGGCAUUUGAGCCGAUAUUGUGCCCAUAAUUUCUCGAUGCUCCAGGCUGGGAUCCUGGAUUCAUGUCAGCAUCGCCCGAGCGAGAACGAGCUCCCGAGCAUAGAGCGGUUACUGCGGCUCUUUGCCGACAACCUUACAGUCGUAUCGACGAAUAAUCGUGACGAUCCGCUCCGGGAUCAAGCAAAAAAAAUCGGUGAAGCCGUCCGAAGACUCGACCGGCACGCCGAAAAGUGGAAGCUGAUCGUCGUCAUCCCGAGCGUACAGGACGGCGAGGCGAGCGAAACGGGCCAAACGGCAGUUGAAGUUCUGGCGAUGAUCGAGGAGCUGCAAAAGCAACUUCCCGUCCGCACACUUGUUGUCGUUGUGGAAAAUUCGGGCAAAGGCAUCUGGGCGGAUGCGUCGCAUUCGCAUGCUGCUUGCCGGCAAAUGCUGUCCAAGUGGAAAAUCCACUCCCAAUAUAAUACGGAAAAUAUCUGGGAUCAGGUCAACCGGAUCGCCGACCUCAACUUUCGGAAAGCCAAUUUCACCGUCGAAAUCCUGCCUUUACUCCGGAACGCAUCGCUGACGCAUUUGCCGGAUGCGAUGGACCUCUCCGUGCUCGGCUACGACUGUGCACACUUUUCCGAGCGUGGCCUUUCACUCCUACAUACGGGUAUUUGGAACGAAUUAUGGACUACGGCCAAGCUACGCAAUCGACACUGGCGUCCCACGCCCAAUAUGGUGAUUUGCCCAAAUCCACGCUGCCCCUUCAUCCGCACCCAGGUCAACAGCGAGAAAUGCAUCUGGAACGAGGUGGAGAGCUGGACCUCCCCGCUGCCGCCCGAGAUCAUCGCGCUCUGCAUUUUGGCCCUUGCCGUGUUAUUGUCGAUCUGCCUCCUCUGCUGCCUUUGCAUGCACAAGGCGCCCAAGCUGAAGAAGAAGCGCAUGCACUCGUUCGGCUCGACGUUCAGCAGCAUCCGGUUCAUCGACGAGGACUCG